Messenger RNA from Arvicola amphibius (Eurasian water vole), 1926 nucleotides. RefSeq names its product acylcarnitine hydrolase-like. Gene Ontology annotation, cellular component: intracellular membrane-bounded organelle. The coding region runs from base 73 to 1788 and encodes 571 amino acids. The record is from RefSeq and is a predicted model, not a curated record. Gene Ontology annotation, molecular function: carboxylic ester hydrolase activity. The transcript is spliced from 12 exons. NCBI's taxonomy places the organism in Eukaryota, Metazoa, Chordata, Mammalia, Rodentia, Cricetidae.
CAGAUUCUGCUUCCUGUUUCUGAUACUUAGUCGUCCUCUAUAACAGCAGAGACUCAGACCUGAGAGCUGAUCAUGUUGAAUCAACUACAAAGUUGGCUGAAUGCUGUGGUCUUUGUGCUUCUGCUUCUCCUCCUCCGUGUGCAGGGUCAGGACUCCUCGGAGGCCAGCCCCAUCAGAAACACACACACAGGCCAGGUCCGAGGCAGCCUUGUUCAAGUGAAUGAUGGCAAAGUUGGUGUCCACACCUUCCUGGGAAUUCCCUUUGCCAAGCCACCUGUAGGACCACUGCGUUUUGCACCUCCUGAAGCUCCUGAACCGUGGAGUGGUGUGAGAGAUGGGACCUCUCAUUCAGCAAUUUGUCUGCAAAGCCUUGAAAUGAUGAAUCCAGAAGGCCUGAAAGAUAGGAAACUGACCAUGGCUCCCAUCUCUAUGUCUGAGGACUGCCUGUAUCUCAACAUCUACACACCAGCUCAUGCCCAUGAGGGCUCUAACCUGCCUGUGAUGGUGUGGAUCCAUGGUGGUGGUUUGGUUGCAGGAAUGGCUUCCAUGUAUGAUGGAUCCACGCUGGCAGCCAUUGAGGAUGUGGUGGUGAUCACUAUCCAGUACCGUCUGGGUGUCCUGGGCUUCUUCAGCACUGGAGACCAGCACGCCAGAGGCAACUGGGGCUACCUGGACCAAGUGGCCGCCCUGCGCUGGGUUCAGAAUAACAUUGCCCACUUUGGAGGCAACCCUGACUUUGUCACCAUUUUUGGAGAGUCAGCAGGUGGUGCAAGUGUGUCUUCACUUGUUGUGUCCCCCAUGUCCCAAGGACUCUUCCACAGAGCCAUCAUGCAGAGUGGAGUGGCCCUGUUGCCUGACCUUAUCUCUGACACCCAUGAGAGUGUCUACACUACAGUGGCCAACCUGUCUGGAUGUGAGACCAUGAACUCAGAGGCCCUGGUGCACUGUCUGAGAGGCAAGGGCGAAGCAGAAAUUCUGGUCAUUAACAAGGUCUUCAAGAUCAUCCCUGCUGUGGUAGAUGGGGUAUUCCUACCCAAGCAUCCCCAAGAGUUGUUGGCUUCUGUGGAUUUUCAUCCUGUCCCCAGCAUCAUUGGUGUCAACAAUGAUGAGUUUGGUUGGAUCAUCCCCAUGCAACCACACUUAACAGGGUCUUCUAUAACCCAGAUCUUUGGCUCUGCUCAGACAAUAAAGGAAAUAACUAGAGAGAACCUGCAGGCUGUUUUGAAGAAUACAGCAUCACAAAUGAUGCUGCCUCCUGAGUAUAGUGACCUGCUAAUGGAAGAGUACAUGGGGGACACUGAGGACCCACAGACCCUCCAAAUACAGUACACAGAGAUGAUGGCAGACUUCAUGUUUGUGAUCCCUGCACUCCAAGUAGCACAUUUUCAACGUUCCCAUGCUCCUGUCUACUUCUAUGAAUUCCAACAUCAACCCAGCUACCUCAAGAAUUUCAGGCCACCCUAUGUGAAGGCUGACCAUUCUGAUGAGGUUUUUUUUGUCUUUGGGUCCUUCUUCUUUGGCAUGAAACUUGACCUCACUGAGGAGGAAGAGCUACUGAACAGGAGGAUGAUGAAGUACUGGACCAACUUUGCAAGACAUGGGAACCCCAAUAGCGAGGGUCUACCCCACUGGCCCAUGAUGGACAAUGAUGAGCAGUACCUGCAGCUGGACAUCCGACCUGCUGUGGGCCGAGCCCUGAAGGCCAGAAGGCUGCAGUUCUGGACCCAGACUCUGCCCCAGAAGAUCCAGGAGCUAAAGAAAUCUCAGCACAUGCACAAAGAGCUAUAGUGCCCUGUGUGAGAAAUGCUGUGUAGUAUUGGCUACUUCUGGGGUCACCUUGAGGCCCCCAAACUCAUUGACUAACCUGGGUUGAUUCUGACAUUCACAUAACCUCUGCACUUGUCAUUAAUCACGAAUCCUCUGCAU